UGCAGCAAGGGAAGCUGUGGCAAAAAUGGCAGCGCACAGGUACGGUUUGUCUCUAGUAUUCAUUUUGAUUUUUUCCUUGUUAGCUCACCCCAGUAGUUGUGACACGCUUGAAAAAGCAAACGAUAAUACAGGAGAAAAACAGAGCGUUUCAGACGCGCCGCAGGAGGUUAAUACUGAUGGCAGUGCCGCUGUGGAAGAUCUGAAUGAAAGGCAAUGGCAGUCGACUGAUGUUGAGGUGGACAGAAGCGAUGGCACGAAAGACAGCGAGACUUUCACACCAGCAGCAGCGAAAGAUCAGUUUCAGGAGGAGCUGGUCAUCCGGCCCCUGCACUCCGGAGACAUUUAUGCCAGCUUCCAGUUCCGCACACUGUGGGAUAUUGACUUCCUGCAAGAGGGGCAGAAGGUUUCUCAUUACCGGCUGUUCCCUAAAUCCCUCGGCCAAGUGCUCUCCAAGUUUUCAGUAAGGGAGCUGCACAUCUCCUUCACCCAGGGCUUCUGGAGGACCAUGCAGUGGGGGCAGCCCUUCAUCCCCUCUCCACCUGGAGCAGAGCUCUGGGUGUGGUUCCAUGACACAGUGAGCGAUGUGGAUGGAAACUGGAAGGAACUUACCAACGUUCUCUCUGGAAUCUUCUGUGCAUCUCUGAACUUCAUUGACCUGACAAACACUGUACAGCCAAGUGCUUCUUUUAAACCGCUGGGUCUGGGAAAUGUUACAGAUCACCGUUUCUUACGUUACGCGACGCUACCACGUGAAAUCGUCUGCACUGAGAAUCUCACACCCUGGAAGAAGCUUCUCCCUUGUGGUUCUAAGGCAGGUCUGGCGGUUCUCAUGAAGUCUGAGAAGCUGUUUCACAGCAGUUUCCAUUCACAGGCUGUUCACAUCAGACCCGUCUGUCAGGAUGAGCAAUGCACAAGUAAAGCGUGGGAGCUGAGACAAACUCUCAAUGUUGUGUUUGAUCUCUACACUUCAGGCCAAGGCAAAAAGGAAUGGUCUUUGUUCAAGAUGUUUUCUCGAACCCUGACAGAGGCUUGUCCUCUUGCGACCUCUAGUAAGAUCUAUGUGGACAUCACAGACAACCCUGAGGGGGAGCUGUUUGAGUUGACUCCUGCUACUCCUCUGCUCAGUCAAGCUGUGGUGUUGGGGGACCGCAGGACAUAUUCAGUGUAUGACCUGACCAGAGCUGAGACGUUUGGCCAGUUACGUUCACUAAAUCUUCUUCUGCGCUGGAAAGGAGACAGUGGUGAUAUGCUGCGUCCUCUGCUGCAUGCAGAACGCUAUGUGGCUGGUUUUGGGCUGCAGACAGGGGAAAUCCACACCGUCAUCUAUAAUAACCACCCAUAUCGGGCUUUUCCUGUACUGCUGAUGGAUUCAGUACCCUGGUACCUGCAGCUGUACAUUCACACCCUGACAGUCACCAGCAAGUCCCGUGAUAACAAGCCCAGUUACAUUCACUACCAGCCUGCUAAAGACCGUCAUCGUCCUCAUCUACUGGAGAUGCUGAUCCAGUUACCCCCUCACUCUAUGACAGAAGUCACUGUACAGUUUGAAAGAGCCCUGCUCAAAUGGACUGAGUACACACCUGAUCCCAACCACGGCUUCUACGUUGGAUCCUCUGUGGUCAGCGCCCUUGUGCCAAGUAUGGUUGCAAUGAACACCAACUUCACACUAGAACAACCAUUGUUUAGCAGUUUCGUCCCAGUCAAAGAAGAAUCAAGCUACUUCGUUCGAGUGUAUACCGAACCACUGCUGGUGAAUCUACCCACACCUGACUUCAGCAUGCCCUACAACGUCAUCUGCCUCACCUGCACGGUGGUCGCGGUGGGCUACGGCUCCUUUUACAACUUGCUGACCCGCACCUUCCAGGUGGAUGAACCGAGCCCACCGCUGGCGAAACGAUUGGCCAACUUCAUCCGUCGCAUAAGGGGAGUGCCACUGCUGACCUAAACUGCUGAGAGCAGGUCUGACGCCUGAAAUGCCCAUAUUAGGCAGCGGAGAGGAUCGUGAUGCUUAAACGGCAGCUACUGGAGUUUCAAGAUGCUUUUCAGCCCUGGAAGAACUUGGUGCCAAGUGACUGUUCUGGACUUCUGUUGAACAAAUGAGCUACCAAAAUGGAUUAGCCUACCUUUUUAUGUUUUGUUUGUGUUUUGUUUUGUGAGUUGCAUAAGCAAAAAUUAGCCACCUUUUUGAUUUUUUUUUUUUUUUUUUUUUUUUUUUUGUUUUUUGUUUUCUGAGUCACAUAAGCAAAGAUUAGCCAGUUAUUUGCUUUUUGUUUUGCUUUCUGUUUUCUCAGUCACAUAAGCAAAUAUUAGUACAAAUAUUAAUAUUUUUUCUUUUUCACUUUGUUGUUUUGUUCUCUAAGUCACAGCAAAUAUUAGCCACUGUUUUGCUUUUUGAUAUUUGUUUUGUUUGUUUUCUGAGUCACAUAAGCAAAGAUUAGCCACAUUCUUGUUUUGUUUUGCUUUGUUUUUUGUUUUCUGAGUCACAUAAGCAAAGAUUA
Messenger RNA from Labeo rohita (rohu), 2498 nucleotides. It is a transcript of the gene pigt, whose product is annotated as phosphatidylinositol glycan anchor biosynthesis, class T. Gene Ontology annotation, cellular component: GPI-anchor transamidase complex. The transcript has 12 exons. Lineage: Eukaryota; Metazoa; Chordata; Actinopteri; Cypriniformes; Cyprinidae. Gene Ontology annotation, biological process: attachment of GPI anchor to protein. The record is from RefSeq and is a predicted model, not a curated record. The coding region runs from base 26 to 1945 and encodes 639 amino acids.